AUGCCUAUCAGUCGACAGCUACACCGGUUAAUCUUUCUCGUAUUAAUCCAGCCCUUCUUAGGCCUACAGCUGCAUCUACGGCAGCACCUCUACGGCAGCACCUACGGCAGCACCUACGGCAGCACCUAUGGCAGUACCUACGGCAGCACCUAUGGCAGUACCUAUGGCAGCACCUAUGGCAGCGCAUACAGCAGCGUAUACAGCAGCGCAUACAGCAGCGCAUACAGCAGCGCAUACAGCAGCGCAUACAGCAGCGCAUACAGCAGCGUAUACAGCAGCGCCUACGGCUACACCUACGGCUGCACCUGCAGCUAA
This is a messenger RNA of Mytilinidion resinicola, 315 nucleotides long. RefSeq lists its product as uncharacterized. The transcript has a single exon. The coding region runs from base 1 to 315 and encodes 104 amino acids. The record is from RefSeq and is a predicted model, not a curated record. NCBI's taxonomy places the organism in Eukaryota, Fungi, Ascomycota, Dothideomycetes, Mytilinidiales, Mytilinidiaceae.